This is a messenger RNA of Lachancea nothofagi CBS 11611, 2070 nucleotides long. NCBI's taxonomy places the organism in Eukaryota, Fungi, Ascomycota, Saccharomycetes, Saccharomycetales, Saccharomycetaceae. The record is from the annotation of a GenBank genome assembly.
AUGCUGACACCUGAGACACCUCAACUAGCGCAAAGCGAACCCUUCAUUGGGGGGUUCCCUAAAGGAACUAUAAUCUUUCUGUCAUCCGGAGAAAAAGUACCCGUUGAGGUUAUUCAAGCUGGAGAUCAAGUUCUGACUUCUGACGGCUCUAAAUCAACGGUUAUCGCCACACCACGCGCAUCUGCCACUUGUUCCACGGUUACACAGCUUUCAAACCAUCGAGCUCAUUUGAAUCGUUCAAGUCGCCCGGAUCCAUGGGGGCUGGUUAAAUUCGCAUGCGAUCAAAGACAAGAGCUAUGGCUUCUGACAACCCAGAUAUUCAAGCAUCAGUACCCAGUUGGAAAUCAUAAAGUUAAUAUCAGCCAGCUUCGUCCCUUUAGAACCCCCGAUGGUAGGGACAUCGAGAUCGUCAUGGCCGCUGGAAAAACAUUUCCUUCGACAGGCCACGAGGACGAAAUAGAGCAAUACAUUGCAGAUUGUAGUAAACAAUAUCCCGAGAAGUUAAUAUAUUGGAAAAUUGAAGCUGCAGACUUGAAAUUUAUUAAUAAAGAUGUAAUUGCUUCAUCCAAGAUUGCCACACUUCCAUUGUCCUUUGAGAAACCCGUUAUAUUACCAUGGCUAGAAGCCUUUUUCAAACGGAAAAUCUCACUUCAGGAACUCGAGGCGAUGUCGUGGCUCUUGGGUUUUUGGAUUGGAGACGGGUUUCGCAAAGGUGCUAGUUUUGCACUGCACGUCCAUGAUCAAGAUGUUAACGGCAGACUCAGAAAAAACGCUAAACUUUGGGGAAUGGAUUUGAGAAUUAAACCAUUUACAGAUUCUUUAGGUGCCAUUGGCUAUCUACAAACCUAUGACGGGCCUGUUCGUAGGUUCAAUUACCAAAACCCAUUCUCUCUGGUGCUGAAAGGCCUCAAAUUUUGGAAGAAUGGUGGUUGGAAUGAUCCCAAAAACGUACCCCAAUUUAUGACCACUGAACAAAUUCUUGUUCGCGAAUCCUUCUUGGCAGGUUUAAUUGACUCCGACGGAUGUUCCAGAAAUCAACACAGCAGUAUAAGGAUCAAGAUUGUCACCACUUUACCGCCCGUUCGUGAUUCAAUACUUGCCAUUGGUCGUUCUUUGGGGCUAAAUGUUACUGUCUAUUCAUCUCCCGCACAUAUCACUGAACAGGGUCUUCACGCAAGCGACACAUGGAUCUUCAAUUUGUUCGCGGGCAGAAAUCAUCAGGUCUUGUACGCUAUUCUCAAUAGAUGUGCUUGUGAAAGAAAAAGAAAUCCUCCAACUCAAUAUUCCAAGGACAGAGACUCGGAAGAGUUUGAAGACGCUGAUGACGCUGCGGAGAGUGAUGGCACUCUCGAUGCAGAAAAUGUGGUCGAUAAAAGCGCACCCUGUGAGAACCCUUCUGAAGAUGAAACUGCCACGGACGAGCUAGACACCGAAGAACAAAGAAAUCAAGUCCGAAAGAAUCUAUUGGCGGAAGCAGAAGAAGUACUAGAAUCUGUUGUCGAAGAGCAUGCCAGUAGUCAAGCGGCAGAUGGUGACUCGCUACUCAAAGAGCUGGAAGCGAAACCAGAUAACUACUUUGAACAUCGCCAGGGAGACGAACACAAGGACGUGAAUUUCGAGCUAGGUAGGAUGCGGUUUGGUAUAGUCCCCGCGGAAAAGCAAGAGCUGUUCGGCGUGGUGUGCGCCACGGAUUCGAAAAUUAUCACGGCGGAUCAAAUUAUUGUGGGGAGCUCAAAAUUUGUUACAAAGGAAACCGCAUCAAUUGAAUCGUAUCGGAGAGAAUGUCUUUCUUGCCACGCUCUUGACACUUCCUUGUGGCAUCGGAUACCUUGGAAAAGAAAGAGCCUUGACAGAUUGUGCAGAGCAUGUUACGCUUCCUACGUGCGCAUAAAAUCCCGAUGCGCGAAUGGUUCAUGCAAUCUGGUUUGUAAACCAUCUGAUUACAAGAGGUUAGAGGCAUUGAGACGUAGAAAAGUGACAACUCAACUGGAAGAUGGUACUCCCAUAACAGGAUUUCCGUGCGAAAAGUGUGGAAGCGCUAUCAUGCGUGAGGGCGUCAAGGGGCGGUGA